Labeo rohita (rohu) is the source of this 2577-nucleotide messenger RNA. RefSeq names its product ribonuclease inhibitor-like. The coding region runs from base 1 to 465 and encodes 154 amino acids. Gene Ontology annotation, molecular function: protein binding. The transcript is spliced from 6 exons. The record is from RefSeq and is a predicted model, not a curated record. NCBI's taxonomy places the organism in Eukaryota, Metazoa, Chordata, Actinopteri, Cypriniformes, Cyprinidae.
AUGGACGGUGUCAGAAGAAGAGGAAGAGUACGGAUGAGAGGGGGAAUCCGGAGAGAACAAGGUGGAGGAAGAGGCCAAGGGCCGGACAGAGACUGGUUGUGUGGGUGUGAACUCACUGCUCAGUCCUGUGAGAGUUUGUCAUCAGUUUUGAAAUCCUCAAACUCUGUCCUGAAAGAGCUGGAUCUGAGUAACAAUGACCUGCAGGAUUCUGGAAUGAAACUUCUUUCUGAAGGACUGAAGAGUCCAAACUCUAAGAUGGAAAUGUUGAGAUUGUCCAUAUGUAAUCUCACUGCUCAGUCUUGUGAGAGUUUGUCAUCAGUUUUGAAAUCCUCAAACCCUGGCCUGAGAGAGCUGGAUCUGAGUAACAAUGACCUGCAGGAUUCUGGAGUGAUGCUUCUUUCUGAAGGACUGAAGAGUCUAAACUGUCAGCUGGAGACACUGAGCCGUGUUGACGGCGCAGAUUAGAGUUUCACUUAUCCAAAGAUGUUCUGAGGGCAGAAAGGAAAAUGAUUGGUUCACAGAUUGACCCAAUGAAAUUACGGCAGAGGCGGGGCCUAGGCUUUUUGAAAUGUGGAGGAAAAAGUUCGCAGACUUAGCACAGAUACUUUGGAGACUUCGUGGGAUUGAUUGCUGUUGUAAGUUACCUGGAGGAGUUGCAAAAUCUGGACAAAUCAAAGGCGCUAACACUGAAGAUCUGAUACUGCCGAGUCCAAAAUGGUGCAAAAAUGGAGAUGUAUGAAAAACGGUGUAAGUUUGGAUCCACCUGAUAAAAGCACAUAAUAGCCAGAUUCAGUCGGUAACUGUUAAUCAUGGGGACGCAAGCGAUUUUCAACAUUUACAGGCAGGGGCGUCGUAGUUGGGUGAAAAGUGGGACUAAAUUACCAGGGCCCCAAGUGGGGGGAGGGCCCCUGAGGAGUGACAUUUUAUUUUCCUUUAAAUAUAAUUUUAAGAUAUGUUGUUAACUAAUGUAAAUGCUAAUAUUUUGGGUAAAUGCAUCAGUUGAUUGAUGUAUUAAAUGGUGUCCAAGUACAUAUAGUGUCUGUAGGUAGUUGUGAACCUCAAGCUUACGGGGGCCCAUGGCUGCUGCUUGUGCAUAGGGCCCAGAAUUUGGUGCUACGCCCCUGUUUACAGGGCCAUCCGAAUCCAGAAUGUUGGUGUUCUUCUCCCACCACCCUCGAAAUUUCCAGCGAAAUUACAUGCUGUUUUUUAGGCACCAAAGUUGUGUGGUCGAAAAAAAUCGAUUCAAAAUGAACAACAAAAAUAUUUCAUAACUUCUCCAGCACAGCGGAUAGGAACUGUUAAGAACAAAAAGACAAGAAAAGUGCUUAAACAUUUUAAAUUAGUCAUUAUAAUGGCAGUAAUAUGUAUGCAAUAAAAUUUUAAAAUAUAGGCCUACAAUUACAUACAUAAAAAUAUAAACCAAGCAGCCUUGUCAUUUAUAGUCCCUCAUGUCCACUGCGUUCUCAAAACUUUGAAAAUACCCAAAAUAUCAAAAUCAACUGUGGCGGCAGAUAAUUUUCUUAUUUAGCGCCCACACUCUGGAACAAUCUACCCAACACUGUUCAGGAGGCAGACACACUCUGUCAGUUUAAAUCUAGAUUAAAGACCCAUCUCUUUAACCCGGCCAACACAACACAUUAACACAUUUCUAUAAUUCAAGUCCAUUAAAGGAUGGUUAGGCUGCAUUAAUUAGGUCAACCGGAACCGGGAAUAAUUUUCCAUAACACCUGAUGUACUCAUUGCAUCGUAAGAAGAAUGGCAUCUACACUAAUAUUAGUCUGUUUCUUUCUUAUUCUAAGGUCACCAGAUGAUGGAUCAGCACCUAGAGAUGACCUCUACCUCCCUAAAUGUCCUAAAUGAGUUCUUUGCAAUCUGGCUUUGCUGCAACAUGGAACUUUUGCAUUAUUGACACACUAUUGUCCUAUUUAAAAACUGUAAAGUUGCUUUGACACAACCUGUUUUGUUAAAAAGCGCUGUAUAAAUAAACUGAUUGAUUUACCUCAUGUAAAUAAGAGGUUGCAUGCAACUUAUUUCUGCUAAUCUUCACAUUUCUCAUGACACCUAUCAUUUGGAGAGAUAAAAUUUAAGAAAACCAUUUCAGCUAUAGUGGGUCUAUUUUUGAACUUGAUAUUUAAAUAAACAACAUAUUAUUAAAUUUAAAUUUAUUCUUAAUACAAGCAUGUGACAUUUAAUUUAUAGCAGACAACUAUGCAACAGGCCAUAUUCCUGGGUUCAUAUGAUCACACUGUGAAUAAAUCAAAUCCAUGAGUUUUAUCACUGAGGUGCCACAUACAUAAAUUUUUACAUAGGUUCCUACUGUCCAAAUAGGGCUUCUCUCACAGAGUUCACUUGGUGAUACAUAAAUGUGAUUACAAAAGGUACCAGUCAAUUUUUGUGCAACCACUUAAUGUUCCUCCCAUGGACUAUUGCAGAGAAAUUAAGACUUGUAAUUUUAAUUAUAACUUGUGAGUUAUUCAUUUAUUAUUAUUAUUUUAAUAAUUGUGUUGUUAAUGUUGUAUCAUUCAAUAUCUGUUGUACAGAUUGUUUAAGAACAAAAUAAAAGAAAUGUUGAUUGAA